This is a messenger RNA of Hypoxylon trugodes, 1137 nucleotides long. Its product is annotated as Aldo/keto reductase. The record is from RefSeq and is a predicted model, not a curated record. The coding region runs from base 1 to 1137 and encodes 378 amino acids. NCBI's taxonomy places the organism in Eukaryota, Fungi, Ascomycota, Sordariomycetes, Xylariales, Hypoxylaceae. The transcript is spliced from 3 exons.
AUGUCUAUUAGCACGGCUUUGCCGAUGGCUGCUCCAGCCAAAACUCCUUUGGCUCGCUAUCGUAUACUAUCACCAUCUGCUUCGAUUCGAGUCAGCCCUCUAUGUUUGGGUAGCAUGAACUUUGGAGAUGCAUGGAAAGACUACAUGGGCGAAUGUAGUGAAGAGACCACCGAAAGCAUCUUAGAUUAUUUCUACAGCCAAGGAGGAAAUUUUAUUGAUACAUCAAACAAUUACCAAUUUGAAGAAUCCGAGAAACGUAUUGGAGCAUGGAUGAAGAAGCGUGGAGUCCGAGACCAAAUGGUCAUCGCCACCAAAUUCACGACAAAUUUUCAUUCCGGACCCCGCGGUGCAGGAGAGAUUUUGGCGAACUACACCGGAAAUGGUUCCAAGAGCCUGCACCUAUCGGUAAAUGCGAGCUUAGAAAAAUUACAAACCGACUACAUUGAUCUGCUUUACAUACACUGGUGGGACUUCUCUACCAGCAUUCCUGAAGUAAUGCAAUCCCUUAACCACCUUGUAGUCUCUGGCAAGGUUCUACACCUUGGUGUGAGUGACACACCUGCUUGGGUCGUUAGUAAGGCGAACGAGUACGCACGCAACCACGGCCUCCGUCAAUUCAGCGUUUACCAAGGAAGAUGGUCGGCAUCGCAACGAGACUUCGAGCGCGAGAUUAUCCCCAUGUGUCGUGCCGAAGGAAUGGGUAUUUGCCCCUGGGGAUCUCUAGGUGGUGGAAAGUUCAAAUCCGAAGAGCAGCGCAAGAGUGCCACAGGCCGCAAAAUACCACCCAGCGAAAACGACAUCAAAGUCAGCAAGGUCCUUGAAAGUAUUGCCAGCCGCAAGGGUACUAUUAUCACCAGCGUAGCGCAAGCCUACGUUGCCAGUAAGACGCCUUAUGUGUUCCCCAUCAUUGGUGGCCGAACUAUCGAUCAUCUGAAAGGAAAUAUCGAAGCCUUGACGCUCAAGCUAUCGGCUGACGAAAUUAAAGAGAUUGAAGCAGCGAUUCCAUUUGAUGUAGGAUUCCCCAACAGCUUCCUUUACGGCGCUGAGAUCCCGGAGAACCCUAGUCAGGUGUGGCUAUUAGGCGUAGGUGGUACUUUUGACUAUGUUCCACUGCCAAAAUCUCUCAAUAGGGAAUAG